Molecule: messenger RNA, 1060 nt
Organism: Photinus pyralis (common eastern firefly)
Lineage: Eukaryota; Metazoa; Arthropoda; Insecta; Coleoptera; Lampyridae
Gene: Elp5
Product: elongator complex protein 5
Exons: 4
Coding region: 102-887 (261 amino acids)
Biological process (GO): tRNA wobble uridine modification
Cellular component (GO): nucleus; cytosol; elongator holoenzyme complex
Molecular function (GO): tRNA binding
Source: RefSeq, a predicted model, not a curated record
UAUAUAAUGUUUGUGUUAAAUAUAACCCUACUUUUAAGAGUGUGAACAAGAAAUUUCAACACUCUCUAAAGCCCAUUUCUUGACUGUUUGCAGUCCAAAGCAUGACGUUGAGAACAUUUCUAUCAACUACCCCCUUAUCCAGAUUUGUACUCAUCGAGGACUGUUUGGAGCAUGAAGGCAAAGAUCUCCUGGAAUCCGUCUUGAGGUUACAAACCAAACAAAAUGACAACGUACACUAUUUUCAGUUCGAAGGAUUGUUUACCCCACGUUCGAAUUUCACCUGUUACGAUUGCGUUUCCAACUGUAAAGGGUGGUUAGAACCUUACACCGACCCCUUCCUUAAUGUCGCACAGAUUAAAAACCAACCCAUUAUUGUCGUCGAUUCACUAGUGCACGCUGUACAUUUAUACGGUUUUAAGGUAGUCUACAAUAUACUUAAGGAACUCGUUCUUAAUAAGGAAUGCGCACGUGUCAUCGCGAUUUUCCACGAGGACUUGGAUGACAACAUUUUGCAAUACUUCGACCACCUCUCCACAUUUUCGAUACAAUUACAGCCGAACAGUAAUCGCGUCCUUUACGUUUACAAAAAGCCAUCCGGAAAAGUGAUCAGACAGAUCGAAAUGUACAGCACGAACAACGGCAUCCUAGAUUCGGAGAAGAUUACCGUUGCGGACGCGAAAAAACUGGUUCAGGAGGUGAGCAAUCCAGAAAAUCUGGCGACGUUUAAAAUUGGCUUAAAUGAUCAAGAGAAGGUGCUAAGAGAUAAGGUGGUUUUGCCGUAUGUGUACAGGGAUGUAGAUGAGAAAGGGGGAGGAAAAAUCACAUAUGAAUUUGAUGAGACGGAUGACUGGGAUGAAGAAGAUCCGGAUGAUGACCUCGAUAUCUAAUAAUUUAAGCAUAAAUAUUUACUGUCAUAAAAAAAUUGUUUUACUUAAACUCUUGCUAGUAUUGAUAUUUUGGCAGGUUCAAUUUUGUUCAACGAAUGGAACUGGAUGAGAUAGAUUUAGAUUGUGAAAGCUCGAAAAUUUAGUCAUUGCAAGAAUAAACUUUGGAAAUGGUA